Molecule: messenger RNA, 2555 nt
Organism: Hippocampus comes (tiger tail seahorse)
Lineage: Eukaryota; Metazoa; Chordata; Actinopteri; Syngnathiformes; Syngnathidae
Exons: 3
Coding region: 470-1852 (460 amino acids)
Biological process (GO): regulation of toll-like receptor signaling pathway
Source: RefSeq, a predicted model, not a curated record
UUUGUUUUUGUUUUUUUCAUGAGCAGACAUCUGCGGAAACAAUCAGAUUUUUUUUCCUCGCUGUCAUGAAACUCAGUUGUUCGUUGGUAUGUUGAAACGCAGCCGUGUGCACUGACAAGGGGAUGAGAUGAGUCAUCGGAAAUGAACACAAUUUGCAAUUCAAGAUGCUGCAAGGAUUAUUCCAAACUUUUCAUUGUAUCCAAGUUCCUUGUUAUAAGCCGCGGUUCAUCCCACUUCUCUCCUUGAAAGUCCCCAGAAAUUUCACUGAACCUUUUUGGGGUAGCGGUAAUAAAUGCCACCAGCUGCAGCAGUGAUUAAGAAAGGGGAAGAGUGAUUACUAAAAAAAAAAAAAAAAGCAGUCUUGCUUCCUCUCAAGGUGGGUGCAUGGAACCAAGCAGACUAUUAUACUCGUCAUUUGAUUCACAGAGAGUGCCUUAAGUAAAUUGCCACCCAGUGAGACAUUGCAGAGAUGCUUUGUGAAGUGAAAUUGCUGAGCAUGGCCUACGGAGAAGCAGAUGAAGCGUGCCCCCCGCGCUGCGAGACGCGGGAGGGUACUGUCGGAUCCUCUUCCCGCUCUACGGGCGCCGUUGCGCACCUUCAUACUCUCUCAGAGCAGGAGGGCGGCGUUGUCGGCGGGAGUCCUCCAGAAGUCUCCCAGCUGGAGUCUUUGGAUCUGUACAGAAACCAGUCGGGCAGAAAGAACUCUCCCGGAUUCCAGAUCGCAUCUCCCCGCUCGGGAGGCGACGCCACCUUCCUGGUUCCGUCCUUCUGUCAGAGCAUCUGCCAGAACUACAGCGACCUCCACAUCGGGGGCGACCAGGUUCUGCCGAUGUCGACGGACGAUGCGGAGGAGGUGCAUGUCGACGCUCAGGCGGUGGGUCCCUUCUUGCAGUCCUGUGAUGUGCCCCCGCCUGGGGAAGAUUCCCCUCCAAGACGAGCUGCGCAGAUUGGGCUCCUGCUACCUCCCAGGGGGGGCUCCAAUCACUGGAGACAGGGAAGUGGUCGAGAUCGCAGCUUUUUAUUCCAAGGGCGCGAGGGUCCCCUCACUAACUCCCUCCUUAACGGCUAUCUGGAACAGAAACUUCUGGACCUGUACCAGCAGUACAUGAUGGAGAACAUGGCCAGGAAUUCGGGCCCCCUGCUGGGUUCAGAGAUGUUCCUGACCAGCCUGGACCAGAUCACCUUGCAGCUGAGCCGGGAUGGGAAUCUAGAAGCGGGCGUGGCCAAGGACAUGGUGAUGUCGUGCCUGCUGAGGGUGGCUGGGGAAGUGGAGUCCAGCGAGAUGAGCACACCUUUCCUGCAGAUCUCCAGAAGUCUGCGCGUCGCUGCAGUUCAGCGCACUGCUGACCUUCCUCCGCUGUUCCUGUCCAAACAAAACGCCAGCAGGAGGAAGCGCCCUGUUUACAGAGCUGAAUGCCGGCCGCGGGUGGAAACCUGGGAAGUGUCAAGGCUACAGAGAAACUAUUCCUGCCUUUCUUCCCCAAACAUUCCAGGUACGCACGGAAGUAGCCUGUCCUGUCCAAGGAAACAACAAUUUCAUUCCAGCAGCAAUUUCAUGUCAACUUUAAAAACAGCCACUGCUGAAAUAAAGUACUGUACAUGGGCUGAGUGGCGGCCGAAGGUGGAGACCUUGGUGGUCCGAUCCCCGGCUACAGAAGCUACUCCUCCAGGCACGUGGAUUAUCACCUCUCUGGCCGGGAAAGAGCCCAAGUUUGUGUGCGAGGUUGAAAAGUUCUUACCAGACAUCGGCUGUGUCCACAUUCGCAGGCCGCGUCCUCCGAAGGCCGCGUUUUUGGCCGCGUUGUUUUCCGCUUUCGCCUCGACUCGACCGCAUGUGGUUUUCAAAUUCUAGAAAGACAAAUUGCACGCCGGGUCCUUCGACGCUGUCAUAGGCUCCUCCUCAUGUGGCCUCCGUGGAGCGCAUAAACUAUGGUGAAUUUGGACAAGCUGAAUGUGAAUUUGAACCCCACGUGCGGUCAAGUCAUGCCACCUACGGAGGACUCAGCCUGUGUAUUUGGACGCAGCCAGAGUCGGGCUUGCCAUGUCACACGGCUUGGACUCUGGUACCAGUCCUCUUGAGAGGGGUUGGACUCUUACUCUGCAGUUGCCCCCACUGAGCGGCACUGAGGAGGUGAGGGCAUAUUUGUUGCCCUUUCAGGUUCGGUGCUGUGCAUUGAGGUUCACUCUGGCGAACGAGAGGGUAUUAGGUCAAAAACAGCCUCAAGCGGGUCAAAAAGGCAUUUGACCCCAAAAAAAUUGAUCAAAUAAAUAACCGACGAAACGACCGCCCAAAAUUUGAUUUUGCAGAACACCCCCGUUUGAUUAUUUUGAAUUCAUUUAAAUAUUAUCAUAUUAAUUUGACCCACCCUUUUUGACACAAUGGUUAGAGAGUGUGGAGGGAAACGGGAGAACAUGCAAACAAACUCCUUCAGAAGGUUGAAGCGAAGUGAAUCUGAAGACGGAACCUUAGAGGCCAUACUCUAAAACCAGUUUGGUCAAAAAUUGGGUCAAUGAAUAACCCACAAAACAGCUCAAAAAAUGUGGUUGCUUUGUAC